Helianthus annuus (common sunflower) is the source of this 1245-nucleotide messenger RNA. RefSeq names its product F-box protein At5g65850. Gene Ontology annotation, molecular function: protein binding. The record is from RefSeq and is a predicted model, not a curated record. Lineage: Eukaryota; Viridiplantae; Streptophyta; Magnoliopsida; Asterales; Asteraceae. The transcript has a single exon. Bases 1 to 1245 code for a protein of 414 amino acids.
AUGGGAACCCUAGAAGAAGAAGAGGGAUCGACGAUCAAAGAUGAUCAAUUGGCCAAGAAGGCAAAGGUUUCACUUCCGGUUGAAAUCAUCGCAGACAUCCUCUCUAGACUUCCCGUCAAAUCCAUACUCCGAUUCAGAUCUCUCUCCAAACCAUGGCUCUCACACAUAUCCCAUCCAUCAUUCACCAAACUCCACUUCACUUGCGCUUCCGCUGCUCACCGCACCCCCUUAUUCAUUUCCACUUACGAUUAUUCCACGUACAAACGGCACUUUCUCUCAGCCGCUCAUGACAGUGGAUCGGUCACUCAUCUCAUGACACUGGACAACGCAUGCUCCAAUGACAUCACAAAUGCCCAACAUUUAAACGGGUUAGUAUGUUUUACUUGUAAGAAAGCGUUGUUCCGUUACAAUUACGCUCAUAUUUACGUUCUUAACCCUAGCACGCAUAAGGUUUUUAAACUCACUGAUCCCGAUUAUCUGAUGAAUCAAGAUUAUAAAAAUGUGCGUCUGCGUUACUUGUUUGGGUUUGACGAGUCCAGGAACGAGCAUAAGAUUUUGAUCAUGAAGAAUUCACUUUUUAAACCUACUACAAUGGAGAUUAUGAUUUUUUCUUUGUCAAGUUAUUCAUGGAGAAAGAUUCAUUUGGAGCUUCCUGAUGGUUUUAGUUGGGAUAAUUUAAAAAACCAUGACAUGAUCAAAGAUAGCGUUUGUGUCAAUAGUGUAGUACAUUUAGUGCCUUGUGGACCGUAUGACAUACUCGCGUUUGACUUGCGAACUGAGCAGUUUUCAGUGAUUAGAACUCCUCAAGGUGUUGUGCCCCGCAAAUCCUCUACAGUUUACACUAGGAACGGCAAAACUUUAAUUAAAGAUAACCAUCCUGACAUCAUAAGUAUCAGUGGCUUUUUAGGAGUUGUAUGUCAUGAUCGUGUAGUGGAAAGCAAGGGAAUGCGUAUAUGGGUAUUACAAGACUAUGAAAAACGUGUUUGGGUUAGAGAAACCAUUACAUUCCCGGAAUCUUGGAUUGAUUUAUAUUGUCCUUUCCCAUUAGAUGCUGUUAAGAUGGAUGAGAUUAUCUUCUCCUCAAACAAGGUGUUUAGGAAUAAGGUGAUGAGUGUGCUCACCUAUAACAAGAAGAAUAGAUGUUUUAAAUCAUUACAGUUCUCUUUGGGUCAUCAAUUUGUGUGCUCAAAAGCCAUAAAGGUAGAGCAAAUAAGCUUUUAUGUUGAAAGCCUGGUGCCUUUAUAA